AUGGCUAAGAUUGUUUGGGGCACUGAGCCGGACAUACCGAAAGAGCGCAUCGGGUAUCCUAUCCAUGCACACUGCUGGGUGCUUCUUGACCGCGUGAUUGGGCAUGAAAUCGUCCAGGAGCAUCUGCGAGAAUUCGCCCGAGCUGCGGACGCAUAUUGGUGGCGUAAUAUGGGAAGCUGGGGGGCCAGAUUGUGGCAUCAUGAGGACGAAAUGUCCUGCUAUGGGACAAAGUCAGUGGUAGAUUGGCAUAAGCCGGUCAUUUAUCACGUUACGGGAAGCCCGUUGAGAAUUCCGGGGAUACAGAAAUUGAUUGUUCAGGCGACGCGAGAAUGUCCGGGUGUAGAUCUGCGAGGGCAUUCGGCGAUCGUUGACCUGCCGUUGGAUAUUGCGAUUCUCAUCGUCGAUCUCAUUUAUGGGAGUCGCCCGCGUUCUGUGGAAAGACUGAAUGAUACGCGCAAUUUUCUGGAAGUGUUUCAGUGGAAAUUGCCCGAUACAUACUGGAAAACGCGGUGCGACUGUUGGUUGGUGUUUGAGAUGGACGACCUCAUCAGGGAGAAACGUGCUGUCAAUUGGUCGAGGUUUUGUCUUGGACUGGAGGAGCUUCUAUUGGAGAGGGGUUGGUACUGCAACAGUGGCUUGAGAACUCGUCAUCGAGCUUUGACAUCGCUCGCAGGUAUCAAGAAGCACUUUUUGAACAUGAUUGAGUAA
Molecule: messenger RNA, 708 nt
Organism: Aspergillus bombycis
Lineage: Eukaryota; Fungi; Ascomycota; Eurotiomycetes; Eurotiales; Aspergillaceae
Exons: 1
Coding region: 1-708 (235 amino acids)
Source: RefSeq, a predicted model, not a curated record